GACCCACGUGGCGUGCGCCGCCGUCAACGUGACCGCAACGUCACGUGGACCCCGCGCGCUCCGUUCACGGAUAUGCGUUGAGGUGUAGGUCGUGGCAGACUUUGUGUGGGUUUUUUUUCUCUCUCUCUCUCUCGAACCCAGUUCGAUUCCCGAUCACGGGCCUAACCAGUGACGAUUAUCUGAACCGGUCGUGGGUCGACUCAGCCUCAAAAUAAAUAGCCGCUGCGGUGUGUUUGAACGUCGCCACUUUGGCGAUAAGGUGGGCUUGGACGUGGUGUUUGGCUGCUAUAAAUGUCCACGCGAUAAGCUACUUAGUUGAGCUAUCAUUUGUGGCCAGGUCGCUUCUGAAGAAGAGCUACACGGACCCUUAACAGCAACAGCAGGGAGACGCGCGUGCACGCCAUGGAGGCUGGAGGAGCCGGUGGAGGGGAGCUGUCGCUGUACGUGUGGCCCAGGAGGGCGGCGGCUCUGGGUGCUCAUCUCGGCUGCGUGGCACUCACCGUCACCCUGGCUGCGCUCAGCAUGCCGGGCAGCAGUGUGUUCUCCUGGCACCCGUUCCUCAUGUCGCUCGGGUUCUGCCUGUUCAUGACGGAGGCGGUGCUGCUGUUCUCCCCGGACUGCUCGCCGCUGCGCUCGUGGCCGCGUGCCGCGCGAGUGCGCUGGCACUGGGUGCUGCAGGCGCUCGCCGUGACCUGCGCCGCCGCUGGCCUCGCCGCCAUCUGCUGGGAGAAGCAGCGCAAUGGGCGGCCGCACUUCUCAUCGUGGCACGGCCUCCUCGGCCUCAUCACCUGCAUCUACGUGUUCGUGCAGGCUUGCUGCGGCCCCGCUCUGCUCUACCCGAAGCUGCUGUUCAAGAAGGUGUCUCUGGCCAAGGUGAAGCUGUACCACGCCACCUACGGCCUGCUGGGCUACGUGCUCGCCUGCACCAGCGUGCUGCUCGGCCUGUGCUCGGCGUGGUUCGCGGCCCGCGUCGCCGGCCCCGCGUGGCUCGCCUGCGCCGCCUGCCCGGUGCUCGCCGCGCUGGUCGCCAUGAACCAGGUCACCAACGCCUACCUCUUCCAGAAGCGCGUGCAGCUGUGACGGCGCCGGACGAUGCCGCCGGUCGCUCGCUGGCGCAGUCGUCAUCUUCGGCGAGACCGUCAAGACCGUCAGUCGGCGUCGGUGACAUUGCAACCGGGAUUUUAAUUGGCUGAGAUUAAAUUUGGGGGGGGCGAGGGGACUGCGUUGGCGUGCCCCGGUGUGACCGCCGGCUGGUGAAAUCGUCGUCGAGGUCAUCGUUGGGUGCCGUUAUCGCAAUCGGUGGCAGUGUCGUCGUCGUCGUCAUCAUCUUCCUUUUCAGAGUUUUUAUUCAAAGGAAAUUAAGAGACUGUUGGCAGUGGCGCGUGCACAAGAUGUGGCCGCCAGCUCGUGACAUCAUCGUCUUUGUCGUCGUCUAUUGCCCCCACUGCCUUCGCCGCCCCACACUGACUAGCGUGGUGAAGUACGCUCAGAUAACGUAUGGUAUCUGGAGGUCCUCAUCCAAAGGACUGUCCAUGUACAUUACUAUUAUAACCAGGUGAGAGCCUCAUGAGAUUACUUAGCUCUUGCAAUGAAGGGUUUUUACAGGUGCAGUUAGGUCAUGAUUUGGCCUUUUUGCGAUUCAGUUAUGGUUUAUGAUUGCAAAUCGAUUCAAUAAUUCUUUAUUUUAUUCACGUAAGUCCUUAACGUACGAUAUUUAUGAUUUAACCGAACGUGCACGUGGUUUGGUAUGGUGUGUACCCUGUGCUUACGAAUCGCUGUUAAUCAAUUAUACUACUUAAGUAAUAACCGGUUGCUCUACCGGUUAUCGGUUCUAUUACUCGACCAACAAGAUGGCACGCAAAUAGUUGGGGAAAAGAGUCUCGCCUUCGUUGCAGCGUGUGCCGCUGUACUGGAGGUGAUGGGCGCAACUUGGCGGCCUCCGUUGCAGCGUGUGCCGCUGUACUGGAGGUGAUGGGAGCAAUUUGGUGGCAUCUUCAUCGCAGCGUGUGCCGCUGUACUGGAGGUGAUGGGAGCAAUUUGGUGGCCUCCGUUGCAGCGUGUGCCGCUGUACUGGAGGUGAUGGGAGCAACUUGGUGGCCUCCGUUGCAGCGUGUGCCGCUGUACUGGAGGUGAUGGGAGCAAUUUGGCGGCCUCCGUUGCAGCGUGUGCCGCUGUACUGGAGGUGAUGGGAGCAACUUGGUGGCCUCCGUUGCAGCGUGUGCCGCUGUACUGGAGGUGAUGGGAGCAAUUUGGCGGCCUCCGUUGCAGCGUGUGCCGCUGUACUGGAGGUGAUGGGAGCAAUUUGGUGGCAUCUUCAUCGCAGCGUGUGCCGCUGUACUGGAGGUGAUGGGAGCAAUUUGGUGGCAUCUUCAUCGCAGCGUGUGCCGCUGUACUGGAGGUGAUGGGAGCAAUUUGGUGGCCUUCGUUGCAGCGUUUGCCGCUGUACUGGAGGUGAUGGGAGCAAUUUGGUGGCAUCUUCAUCGCAGCGUGUGCCGCUGUACUGGAGGUGAUGGGAGCAAUUUGGUGGCAUCUUCAUCGCAGCGUGUGCCGCUGUACUGGAGGUGAUGGGAGCAAUUUGGUGGCCUUCGUUGCAGCGUGUGCCGCUGUACUGGAGGUGAUGGGAGCAAUUUGGUGGCAUCUUCGUUGCAGCGUGUGCCGCUGUACUGGAGGUGAUGGGAGCAAUUUGGUGGCCUUCGUUGCAGCGUGUGCCGCUGUACUGGAGGUGAUGGGAGCAAUUUGGUGGCAUCUUCGUUGCAGCGUGUGCCGCUGUACUGGAGGUGAUGGGAGCAAUUUGGUGGCAUCUUCGGCUGCGUCGCGCUGGCCGCGGCUCGUCGGGGGAGGGGGGGGUUUCCCACCUUCGGGCGGCAGGAUGUAGGGGUAGACGCCAUUUUUAAAGGGGGGGCGGGGGGGGCCCACAGCGAUCGACCAUAAAAAAGUAGUGGAUGAAUCAACGUAAUUGGCUCACCGUCGCAGCUUUACAAUUAAAACGAACGUCGAUUCUCGCGCUUAAAAUCGCCUACCCCAAGCUUUAAAAUAUCAAUCGGUGCAUCGUUACUUUCCACGGUUAUCGCCACUGCACCGGCCUCCUUUAUUUAACCGUCUUAGAGAGCGUCGACAGAGAUUCGUCGUCACUUGCAGAAGCGGCGUGUCUUGAUGUCGGAGCCCACGCGUCCAUCGUCCCUUUGUUUCACUGUCUUGAGAGCUCGCUGAGAUUUAUUUUCUGUCGCAUGCGGCGCAAUGUGAUGACCGCGGGCAGCGGUAACGGAUGGCGAUGAUAAUAACGACGUCGAUAACGGACGGAUGUGGCCGGUGGUGUGGACUAAGAGUUCACCAAAUCUAAACUAACACUAUAUUUUUAUUUUACCAGGUCUAUAGCUGUUUUUCAGAAGUGGCCUGGCCACGAACGAUAGCUCAACAAAGUGGCUCAUGAUGUGCAAAUUUCACAGCCAAAUCCGCACUUUGAUUCAACAAAAUCUACACGACCUUGGGUAGAACAUGCAAACUCCAAAUAUUUAUAUGGCCUCAGGGUCGGGCUCAAACCCACGACCUGUAUAGCAGGUGAGGUAGUUAACAUCUCACCACCGCAGCAGCUCACAAAAUCACCUGCUACACACCCCGAUCUCAUCAGGAUCUCAGAAGCCAAGCAAGCUUGAGCCUCAAUAGUACCUGGAGUGGCAACCAUCUUACUCAAACAGGUUGGUACCAGGCUGCUUCGGGACCACGAGCUAGGGCAGUACAGCAACAGCCCGUUGUUGUACCCUACUUAUAUGAUGCCGCUCAUGUGUUUUCCACCUUAGCCAAUUCCACACCGACCGGCGUGAAGUUCCGAGUGACCACGGCUUCCCCAGCCAGCGUGGGGAGGCCGUCAUCCAGCAGUGGAUUGGCAAAAGGGCUGUGCGCGCAAGACGUGUGGAACGAGAGCAAUCGAAUGAUUUGAU
This is a messenger RNA of Lethenteron reissneri (Far Eastern brook lamprey), 3938 nucleotides long. RefSeq names its product transmembrane reductase CYB561D2-like. NCBI's taxonomy places the organism in Eukaryota, Metazoa, Chordata, Hyperoartia, Petromyzontiformes, Petromyzontidae. The record is from RefSeq and is a predicted model, not a curated record. Gene Ontology annotation, molecular function: transmembrane monodehydroascorbate reductase activity.